This is a messenger RNA of Saccostrea cuccullata (small rock oyster), 698 nucleotides long. RefSeq lists its product as uncharacterized. The transcript has 4 exons. Lineage: Eukaryota; Metazoa; Mollusca; Bivalvia; Ostreida; Ostreidae. Bases 32 to 622 code for a protein of 196 amino acids. The record is from RefSeq and is a predicted model, not a curated record.
UAUACAUGGAAGAGAGUUAGCUAAGAAGACUAUGAUGGUGUAUGAAAUGUGUCGUAAACUGCUGGGUACCACACAGUUCAUAUCUGAAAACAUGACACAAGGUUGUGACAUAGCUACCAGUAAUGGGGGCUGGAGCAUUAAGACUCUGAAGGGCGUGGUGUCUGAGGCAGGAGCCUACCUAGAGAAGAACACGAUCGACGUGCUGGAUUUGGAUGAGAUGAGCCCCAUCAAGGAGGAAGAGGAGGAGGAUGAGGAUCUGCAGGAGGAUGGAGAGAAGCACAAAGAGGAGGCAUCAGAAAAAGCUAAGAAGGACAAAGCACCUGCCUCUGUUCCAGCAGAUGACAUUUCCUCUGAAAUGAAACUGCGAGCAGAAGAGAAAUCCCUAGUUAUGGCCAUCAGGGACACUUUCCUUCCUAGAAUGCAAGGCAGGGAUGCAAGCAUCUUCUGCACCCUGAUCACAGAUAUUUGGCCUCAUGUGGACUUGCCUCUUCUGUUUGGAGGAGAGUCCCCAUUGUCUAAAGCACCACAGUCUAGAGUCAGCUCUCGGGCCAGAACAGCCAAGAGUGAUAACUCUGCCAGAUCACUGAAAGAUCCGAUUUUCCAUUGGAGAGGUAAGGGAUAGAUUAGCUGUAAUAUUUAUGUUGUUUUAGACUUUUAGAAACAGCAUGUUAACACAAAAUUGCUUUCUUUUCUUUUUA